Molecule: messenger RNA, 2644 nt
Organism: Strongylocentrotus purpuratus (purple sea urchin)
Lineage: Eukaryota; Metazoa; Echinodermata; Echinoidea; Camarodonta; Strongylocentrotidae
Product: ubiquitin carboxyl-terminal hydrolase MINDY-1
Exons: 10
Coding region: 304-1959 (551 amino acids)
Biological process (GO): protein K48-linked deubiquitination
Cellular component (GO): cytosol; cell periphery
Molecular function (GO): cysteine-type deubiquitinase activity; cysteine-type carboxypeptidase activity; K48-linked deubiquitinase activity
Source: RefSeq, a predicted model, not a curated record
UAUUAAGAAAUUCCGCCUGAUCAAGUCGGAUAAGUCUUGUAAGUUGUAGAUAUUUAGAUUAUACUUGUUUAUCUAAUACCGUGCCGUCAAAAACUGUAUUUAGAACUCUCAUCUUGCAUCUAUAGACAUGCAGAGAGCGGAAAAGUGCAUUGACCUUUCCAACUCUGACGCUACCGUACGCUGUCUCCAAUACAGAAUUCUCCGUUACCGUAUUUCUUCGACGAAGCUCGAAAUUAUCAUAUUGAAUCGAGUAUUUGCUGAGCCUCCCUCAAAUCAUUUUUGUUUGGUUGAUCUCUGCAAGCAAUGGAGGAACCCUCUUCUAUAGCAGACGCAGGGAUUGAGCAUGGCGUAGUGGCCGAAUCUCCUAAAGAUGCCACGCCUAGCUCUGAUGAAACGCCCAGCACAGACAACUCUAUAGGAAACGAUAUCACAGUCAUGGCUGACUCUUCGCUCGUUGAAAAGAUGGAGGAAGUCCAGCCAGUGGAACAGCAGGUACCGGAGACAGUGCCUGAGCAGGGGGAGGGUGGGAAAUUAAUGGAACAGCCAGCAAUGGACAAGAGUGAGAAAGAGGGUGCAGAAGGUGGUGGGGCCUGUAGUGCAAUGGACACUGAAACGGGAGAAGUGAGAGGCGCAGAGGGAGGCAUUCCAGAAGAAAGCAAAGGUGCUACUGCAGCUGCAAUUUCUGAUGCGGUUGCGACGGGGUCGGCGUCUGCCAGCCCUCGCUCUGCGGCCCAGCCGGUCCAAGCCUACCAUGUGAAGUGGGUCACAUGGCGUAACCAGAACACGCCCAUCAUUACCCAGAACGAGAACGGACCGUGUCCUCUCAUCGCGAUCGUCAACGUCAUGCUGCUUCGGGAGACCAUUCAGAUUCCACAGAUGGUGGAGAUGGUUUCGGCCAGUCAGCUCUUUGAGUAUCUUGGAGAUCAUCUGCUGUCCAGGAUGCCUGAGAAUGCAGCAGAUGAUAUUCAGAAGAACUAUGAGCAGAACAUGCAUGAUGCUAUGGAAAUCAUGUCACGCCUACAGACAGGCCUAGAUGUCAAUGUCAAAUUCACAGGAGUGAAAGAUUUCGAGUACACCCAGGAAUGCGUGGUCUUUGACCUGUUAAACAUCGCCCUCUAUCAUGGCUGGCUGUACGACCCUCAGAACCUAGAGGUCGUCUCAGCAGUGGGGACGUGCAGCUACAAUCAGCUGGUGGAGCGUAUCAUUUCUACCAAGUCAUCAGCAGAUGAUGAAGAAGUUAGAAAAGGUCUGUUAGCAGAGCAGUUUCUUGCCAGUAAUGCAUCCCAGCUCACAUAUCAUGGUCUAUGUGAACUCAACUCAACUAUCAAAGAAGAAGAGCUGUGUGUGUUCUUCAGGAAUAAUCAUUUCAGCACACUCUACAAACACAAGAACGAGCUGUACGUGCUAGUCACAGACCAGGGUUUUUUGACGGAGAGCAACGUUGUCUGGGAGACCCUGUCCAACAUAGAGGGCGAUAGUUACUUUGUUGAUGGUAACUUCCAGCGCAGAGCAGUCUCCUCGGGUCCACUCAAUCCUCCCCCUCCUAUGAGCACAUCUCAACAAAUAGAUACAGAUCUACUAUUAGCAUUAUCACUACAAGACAACAACCCUCAGGGAGGGGAGGGUGCAUCAAACAAUCAACAGCCCAAUGCAGAAGAGGCUCCUGCAGAUGUGAAGCUGCCAAAGGACAUGCUAACAGACCACCAAUUGGCAAUGCAGCUACAGCAGGAGGAGGAUUACCGGAUAGCACAGCAGAUCAGUCAAAACGAUCAAGAACAGCAACAACAACAAGGACAACAACAACAGCAGCAACCUCGGCGUAGCCCGUCAGGUCAGAGCGGUGCUAGGCCAGGUCAAAGGUCGUCAAGGUCAACUCCAAGGCCGCAGGGUGAAGGGGCAGCUAAUGGGGAUGGCAGCGGGUCGAGAAGGAAAGAGGAGAAAAGCUGCACCAUUCUAUGAGCAAAACCUGCCUUUACUGCAACCCAUUAUUAACCAGACUACACCUGUAUAAGUAUACCUGCAUUGUUACUGUUCUCAGAUAUGUGCUAUUGGGAAUUCAAAGAUAAUUAAGCUUGAGUUCUGGGGAAAUUGAAAAAUAUAUCUGUGACAUUGUUCAUUCUUUUGAUGUUAGUGUGGAAGAGUAUCAUAGAAACUAUGUCCCCUGAAAAUGAUGACUCUUCAAAUGCCCUCAUUUUCGAAAUAUGACAAGGAAUAGCUAAAGGUUGUGGACCGUGACUUUCAUAAUAAUAAUAAUAAUAAUAAGUGUGAUUUAUACAGAGCAUAAUAAUCAUCAAAGAUUAUUCUCUAUGCGCUUUACAUUUUUACAUUCAUACAAUUUACAUAUAAGGCCUAUAUCAUUACAUAGAAAUUAUUGAUAAUUGCAUUAUUACAUAUUGUCUAGUCCCAUGUACACAUUUCUGUGUAGAGUACCUGUGACUAGCAAGACAGAGCCAAGUUUUUAUCAUUUUGACGAUUCCCAAACCUGACGGUAUACAUCAAAACUUCUCUGCUACAUGAUCGUCCUUUUCCAAUCACUCGGCCCUCUCCAAUUGCUUCCGCACAGUUUCUUACGCAAUGCAAUCACAUAACCAGGGGGGUGUUUCACAAAGAUCCUAAGUAGAACUUAACUCUAAGUUGGACUUUA